AUGUCAACCCCGACGGCCGCAGCACUACUGGCGCACCGCUCCGUGGCUAACAUCCGCGCCCCGUCCCGCGCCGAGGAAUCUCGAGACCCUUCCUCCUCCACAACCACAACAGCCACCACAACCCCCCUCCGCGGCCUCUCAGCCUUCACCACGCCCUCCAGCCUGCGCGCCGACGAAGAAAUCAUCAUCGUCGAGCUCGGCACGCGCAAACUGCACAUCGGCUUCUCGGGCGACGCCCUUCCUCGGGGGACUGUGUGGUUCGGGCCCGACCAGCUGCGCCGGGUCGGGGAUUUUAGAGAAUGGCAGGCAGGGUAUCGGUAUGAUUGGCGAAGUGAGACGGCUGGGGGCAGAUGGGGAAGAGAUUAUGAGCUUUGGAGGUUUGAUGUGAGGGGGGUGGAUCUGGGGUUGGUUGGGGAUAGGGUUGAGAGGGCUUUGAGGGAGGGGUUUACGAAGUACAUGCUCAUCGACUCGCGGCCGAGGAGGAUGAUUUUUGUGCUGCCGUCUGGGCUGCCCAUCCCAUUGCUCUCGGCUGCCCUGGACAGCGUGUUCACGCGCUUCCAGCCGCCUACUAUCUCGCUCCUGUCAUCCCCGCUGGCGAUAACUGUUGGAGCUGGCGUGCGGUCGGCUUUGGUGGUUGACCUUGGCUGGAGCGAGACCGUGGUCACGGCCGUCUACGAGUAUCGCGAGGUCAGCUCGCGCAGGAGUAUUCGUGGCGGUAGGAUGCUGGUUGAGAACACGCACAGGCUGCUUGCGAGCUACCUGCCUGAGCCGUUGAAACGGCCCAGCCUGGGGCAGGAUCAUGUCUUAAGCUUUGAGGAGUGCAGUGAUGUUACGAAUAGGAUGGUUUGGUGUCGUCCGAGGCCGGGGGCAGCAGGAGCAGCAGCUGCUGCUGCAGCUGCUGAGCAGCAAGUUACACAAACCCCUUCUUCUUCGUCGAGUGUUUUACCUACAGUCCCAGAACACGAAGAACCCCCUCAAGUCCAAGAACCAACCCCAUCUGCCGAAGAGCCAACCAUCAUCAAUAUCCCGCUCACCUCCUGUGCGCGCCCAGUCACGGUCUCAAUUCCCUUUGACGCCUUCUCCGACCCCUGCGAAGAAACUUUCUUCGACUCCCAAUACGCCCCAGCCAGCUUCGACGACCACGAACUGCCAAUCCCCUUACUCGUAUACCGCAGCCUGCUACAGCUCCCCCUCGACGUGCGUGCCGUCUGCAUGGCGCGCAUCAUCUUCACCGGGGGUUGUGCCAAUGUGUUGGGUCUGCGUGGGCGGAUUUUCGAUGAAGUCUCUCAUCUGGUGCGCGAAAGGGGAUGGGAUCCCGUGCAGGGCAGGGGCGUGGAGCAGUAUAAGAAGAAUACCAAGCUUAAGAGGGGACCGCCGGUUGGCCAACCACCGCGGCAGGGCACGCCCGAACAACAAACACAACCACAAAUCCAGAUCACCACCCCCAGCGGCGGCAGCAGAGAAUCCGGAGAAGGAGAAUCAGGAGAAAGAGGACAAGAACAAGACGGCAUCUGGCAAGACUCCCCCGCCCGCGACGCCCCCCAAAUCGACCCAAUCGACGAACAACUUAAACGUCAAGCCGAUAAAACUCCCAAGCCUGUGCAAGGCCAGCUAAGGGCGAUUGAGUCGGUUGGAGCAUGGAGCGGCGCCAGUCUUAUUACUCACUUCAAGGCGCCGGCGCUAGCGGUCGUCGAGAAGGACCAGUGGCUUCAACAUGGGGUUGCAGGCGCUAGUAAGCCGGGGGAGGUUGAGCACCAGGUUAUGAGUAAGAGCACUUCGUCGCAUAGGCAGAGUUUGGGCGGUGGGUUAGGGAGGGGGAGUGGGGGAGCUUGGACUUUGGGGAUUUGGGGAGCUGUUUAA
Molecule: messenger RNA, 1860 nt
Organism: Thermochaetoides thermophila DSM 1495
Lineage: Eukaryota; Fungi; Ascomycota; Sordariomycetes; Sordariales; Chaetomiaceae
Exons: 2
Coding region: 1-1860 (619 amino acids)
Biological process (GO): microtubule-based movement
Source: RefSeq, a predicted model, not a curated record